Messenger RNA from Lactuca virosa, 5055 nucleotides. The record is from the annotation of a GenBank genome assembly. NCBI's taxonomy places the organism in Eukaryota, Viridiplantae, Streptophyta, Magnoliopsida, Asterales, Asteraceae.
AUGAUGGAAUCAUCUGGUGGUGGAUUGCGGGAUACAUCUGUUGUUGUUGUUACACUUGAUACGAGUGAGGUAUAUAUAAUUGUGAGUUUGUCUUCUAGGAAUGACACUCAAGUGAUCUACAUUGAUCCGACAACCGGGUCUCUUAGACAUGAACAGAAGGUGGGUUAUGAUGUUUUUAAUUCCGAAGAUGAGGCAUUAAACUACAUCACAAAUGGUUCAAGGUCGAUUUACAAGACUAUAACCUAUGGCAAAGCCAUAUUAGGUUAUGCAGUGCUUGGGAGCUUCGGGUUGCUGCUUGUUGCAACAAAGUUGAAUGCUAGCAUUCCAAAUUUGCCUGGUGAUGGGUGUGUGUACACUGUUAGUGAGAGCCAAUGGAUCAAAGUCUUACUUCAAAAUCCCCAACCCCAAGGGAAAGGAGAAGUAAAAAAUAUUCAAGAACUUGCUGAACUUGAUAUUGAUGGAAAACACUACUUUUGUGAAACAAGGGAUAUAACACGACCUUUUCCAAGUCAUGCUUCUGUUCGUCACCCCGAUGAGGAAUUUGUUUGGAAUGGAUGGUUCUCGAGUCCUUUCAGACGAAUUGGUCUGGAGCAACACUGUGUCAUUUUACUGCAGGGUUUUGCAGAAUGUCGAAGUUUCGGAAGCUUAGGUCAGCAAGAAGGAAUUGUUGCUCUUAUAGCUCGUCGAAGCAGGCUUCAUCCUGGCACUCGAUACCUAGCAAGGGGCAUAAAUUCUUGUUACAGCACAGGCAAUGAAGUUGAGUGUGAGCAAGUUGUAUGGGUCCGAAAAAAGGGUGGUCAAAGUGUGGGUUUCAACACGUAUUUAUGGAGACGAGGCACUAUUCCCAUCUGGUGGGGUGCAGAACUGAAGAUGACAGCUGCAGAAGCAGAAAUUUAUGUUGCAGAGCGUGAUCCAUAUAAAGGAAGUGCAGAGUAUUACCAGAGACUAAGUAAGAGAUACGAUAAACGAGAUAUCCAAAAGAAAAGUCCAUUGGUUCCAAUUGUGUGCAUUAACCUGCUAAGGAAUGGAGAAGGGAAAUCAGAAGCCAUUCUUGUUCAUCAUUUUGAAGAAUCUAUGAAUCACAUCCGAUCAACCGGAAAACUUCCCAACACUAGGGUUCAUCUAAUAAAUUAUGACUGGCAUGCGACUAUUAAAUUAAAAGGGGAGCAACGGACAAUUGAAAGACUGUGGUACCUUCUAAAAGCACCAACAAUAUCCAUAGGCAUUUCUGAAGGGGAUUAUUUGCCCUCUCGUCACAGGAUGAAGGAUUGUCAGGGCGAAGUGAUUUACAAUGAUGAUGACCCUGUUGGUGCCUUCUGCUUACGCUCACAUCAGAAUGGAAUCAUACGCUUCAACUGUGCGGAUUCUUUGGAUCGAACAAAUGCUGCUAGCUAUUUUGGUGCUCUUCAAGUUUUCACAGAGCAGUGUAGACGCCUAGGAAUAUCUCUCGACACUGACUUGGCCAUUGGUUAUCAAUCAGCUAACAACUAUGGUGGAUAUACUGCACCUUUGCCUCCAGGAUGGGAAAAACGAUCUGAUGCUGUAACUGGAAAAUCAUAUUAUAUCGAUCACAAUACAAGGACCACCACUUGGAAUCACCCAUGUCCAGAUAAACCUUGGAAACGUUUUGACAUGACGUUUGAGGAGUUCAAAAGGUCUACAAUCUUGUCACCGGUUUGUCUGUUGGCUGACCUUUUUCUGCUAGCUGGUGAUAUUCAUGCCACAAUCUACACUGGAUCUAAAGCAAUGCAUAGUCAGAUUCUUACCAUAUUUACUGAUGAACCUGGAAAGUUCAAGCAGUUUUCUGUUGCACAGAAUGUGAAAAUCACGUUGCAGAGAAGAUAUAAAAACGCAAUUGUUGAUAGCUCUCGUCAGAAGCAGUUAGAGAUGUUCCUUGGACUACGCCUUUUCAAGCAUCUUCCAUCACUUCCACUCCAACCUUUACAUGUGCCUAGUAGACCAUUUGGCUGUGUUCUGAAGCCGGUUGCCAGCAUUUUGCCGAGUUCUGAUGACGGAGGCAGUCUUCUUAGCUUUAAGCAGAAAGACCUUAUCUGGGUUUGUCCACAGGCAGCAGAUGUAAUGGAAGUCUUUAUCCAUCUUGGAGAGCCUUGUCAUGUUUGUCAGCUUCUUCUAACAAUUUCACAUGGUGCAGAUAGUUCAACAUAUCCAUCAAGAGUUGAUGUGAGAACUGGACGUGAUCUAGAUGGGCUUAAACUUGUUGUGGAGGGAGCUUCUAUUCCUGAGUGUGCUAAUGGGACAAGCAUUGUGAUACCCAUACCAGGAGCUGUGAGUGAUGAGGAUAUGGCUGUGACAGGAGCAGGUGCACGUGUACAUGAUCAAGAUACAACCAAACUUCCAUUUUUAUAUGAUUUUGAAGAACUGGAGGGCGAAUUGGAUUUUCUAACUCGUGUGGUUGUACUCACAUUCUAUCCUGCUGUGUCAGCCAGAACCCCUAUCACACUUGGUCAGGUAGAGAUACUUGGAAUUUCUCUUCCAUGGAGAGACCUUUUUGCUUCUGAUAUGAGGUUAUGGGAACAUAUCAAUAAAAUCAAACAAGAUACUCAUACCAUUACCAUUACCAAUACCAAUACCAACCCUUUGUCAUCAUCUGAUGCAAACAGCAAUCCCUUUUCUACUGAUGAUAAUUCACUAAAAUCCCAAAAUUCCAGUACCUGGGUGGACCUGUUAUCGGGUGAUGACAUUAUAUCCGGAUCAGGAUCCGGAUCCAUUUCACAACCAGUGCAACAAACUGCUUUACAUGAUCCAUUUCUCAACCCAUUUCAUGAUGAUGAUGAGCCUCCUUCUCCUAAGGUCUCUGUACCUGUACAAACUGAAAGUGGUUCGCAACAGUAUAUAAGUUGUUUUAAGACAAUGACUCGCUCACACGUGGCUAAGAAAUUAGGGUUUGUAGAAGCCAUGAAACUAGAAAUGGAACGUCUUGGGCUGAAUCUAUCUGCUGCUGAAAGGGAUAGAGCUUUAUUAUCUAUUGGCAUCGAUCCAGCUACUAUAAAUCCAAAUGCACUCCUUGAAGAAUCUUACAUAUCUUCAUUAUGCCGGACUGCAAACGCCCUUGCACUUGUUGGUCACACUUAUUUAGAAGAUAAAACUGGUGGUGCUAUUGGGCUCGGUGGUAUUGCUACUGAUGACAUGGAUAUCGAUUUCUGGAAUAUUAAUAAAAUCGGUGAGGGUUGUUGUGGGGGAUCGUGUCAGGUUCGUGCCGAACCUUUAACAUCAACAUCAACAUCUUCUUCCAUGUUUUCGUGCUCUGAGUGUAGGCGCAAAGUUUGCAGAGGUUGUUGUGCUGGUAAAGGAGCUCUUCUUCUUCUUGUUGCUCAAGGAGAUGGUUGUUCAGAUGGGGGUGGUGUUAUUUGUAAGUUGUGUUGUCAUGAUACAGUUCUUGAUGCUCUCAUUUUGGACUAUGUUAGAGUUUUACUCACCCACCGAAGAAACACCCGAUGUGACCUUGCUGCUUACAAAGCUUUCCAUCAAGUCCUGGGACCAAAAACAAUGAUGAAGCCCCAGUCCGUGUCUCACAACACAAAUAAGCUCAACCACCAGUUACUCAAAGGACAGGAAUCAUUAGCUGAAUACCCAUUUGGCAGCAUUUUACACUCGGUUGAAUCGGCACCAGGUUCAGCACCACUGUUGUCGCUGCUAGCACCUUUGGAUAUUGAUGUAUUGGAUGAGUCAUACUGGAAAGCUCCUCAUACCACCUCUUCUGCUGAGUUUGUUGUUGUUCUUGGCAAUUUUUCAAAUGUCUCAGGCGUUAUCCUUGUUGUUAGUCCUUGUGGCUAUUCCAUAUCUGAUUCCCCUACUGUGCAAAUAUGGGCAAGCAACAAAAUACAGAAGGAAGAAAGAAGAAUUAUGGGAAAAUGGGAUGUGGGAUCACUCCUGACAUCUUACCCUGAGGUAUGUGGGCCUGAAAAACCUGGUAGUGGCAACCAAGUUCCAAGGCACAUUGAGUUUUCGUUUAAGAAUACCGUUUGUUGUCGCAUGAUCUGGAUUAAACUAAGUAUUCAAAAAGCGGGAACAAUCUCAAGCUCAAGCUCUGUAAAUUUUGACCUUCUAUCCUUGGAUGAAAAUCCUUUCUAUGACUACAAUAGGCGUUCCUCUUUAGGAGGACCAUUGGAAAUGGAUCCAUGUUUGCAUGCUAAAAGAAUUAUUGUGGUUGGAAGUCCAGUGAAAACAUCUGCAAAAACUUCUACUGACCAUGUUAGCCUCAAAAACUGGUUGGAUAAACCUCCACCCCUCAACAGAUUCAAGGUUCCAGUUGAGGGUGAGAGGUUGAUUGAGAAUGAGCUGGUGUUGGAACAAUAUAUGUCUCCAGCCUCACCAAUGCUGGCAGGAUUCCGCCUUGAUGGCUUUUCUGCAAUAAAACCUCGAGUUACCCAUUCACCUUCUUCUCAUGAUCAUGAUCAUCUAUCACCUUUUUGGGAAAAUAGAUUUAUAUCGGCACCCGUACUAUACAUUCAAGUAUCCGCUUUACAGGAGAAUCGGAACAUGGUGGUAGUUGGAGAAUACCGGUUACCGGAGGUGAAGGGUGGGACCCCCAUGUACUUUGAUUUUCCUAGACCUGUCAACAGUCGGCGAGUCUGUUUUCGACUAUUUGGGGAUGUUACAUCAUUUGCAGAUGAUCCCACAGAUCAGGAUGAUUCUGAUUUGAAAGGUCGCCCCCCAUUGGCUACAGGGCUCUCUUUAUCCAACCGAAUUAAGCUUUACUACUAUGCUGAUCCCUAUGAGCUUGGGAAAUGGGCUAGCCUUUCUGCUGUUUAACUUGCUUCUAUCUUCUUUAUCCCUAGAAAAAAAAAAAAAAAAAAAAAACUCAUCUCAUUCAUUGUUGUAAUGUUGUGUAAAUUUCUUUAUUUUUUGUGUUUUUGUUUGGCGGGAUUUUAUCUAUUAAGCCUGGAGUUGUAAUUGGUUUCGUCUGUUUUCCUCCCAACUCCAAAUAUGAGGUUUGCUUAAAUUGGGCGAUUCUGUUUCAAACUAACAUCUCAAAUGAUGUUCCUCUGGAAGGAUGCUAGGGUCAUGAAAGAAUAACUAUUAAUUAUAUUUGUG